AUGGGAGUUGGAGAAUCAGUUGAAGAGACUCCCCCUGAUUUUUUUAAUGGACUGCUGACCAAUGACAUUAAACUUAAUGAUCCUAUAUGCAAAGCAAUUUUCUCAUCGAGAUUAUUAACUCACACGAGUUUAUCAAAUAAUAUUUUGACAAGAGUUGCUAGAACGAAGCCAAAUAAUGUUCGAGUACUAGCCUAUCAAUCUGUAUUCUCUAUAAAUCGUAUUUCGCAAAUACAAUAUCAAACAGAAAUUCCUCAAUCAUUAUUAAUUUCCUGUUACAAUUCAUUUUUAGUAUUGCAACGCUUUUGUUCAUCUGUUGUCUCGAAAUGGCAUACAUGGCCUUCUCCUUCCACAAUGUCUAACUCAAUUCCAUCCGUUUUAUUUGAUUCUGCAGUCACAAUUCUUGGUCAUCCUCAAAUACGCGAUGCACCAGAUUCUACUCUACAAGGUCAUGUUCGCCUUGAAAUAUUUUCUACGAUGCUGAUGUUUUUAUUGUCACCAAAUCAAGAAAUAUAUGAAAACUAUCCUAACCAUCAUUACUAUGCAUUAGAUAUGACUAACCCAAUGCCCAUUAUCAAUACAGUUAUAAAUGUAAGGAAGCACAGCCCUAGUUUUGCCAGAAUUGUUUUAAUAUUAUGCUCUACCGGUCUUGGUUUUUGUCAAUCAUGGGUUGAAAUGCUCUCAGACUUUCAAUUCUCAUCUAUAUUCCCUAUUUUUGAUCCAUUACUUACACCUCCAACAGAAUCUCAAUUAUCUCUAUCAAAUAGUCAAAGUCCAGGCAUUUAUUUAGAAUUAUUUGCUCUUUUCUAUCAAAUUCUAUUGUUGCCGUAUGAUGUUGUCGAAUCAUUACCUAAAGGUCGACAAUUUGUUGUUUCUGUUUUAUUACCUUUGCAACAAUUCAACGAAAAGAAUUCUUUGACUUAUUUUCAUUCCCUUGCAUUAAGUACUUUGGUACUAUUGACAUCAGAUCCUGCUCUUUCUGCUUCUUUAAACGAACCAUUCACUGGAACUUUUGCUUGUAAAAGUUCAGUUCACAGAGGAACAUAUGCAGAUUUAUUAGUUGAAAUCAUUACAAAUACAACAGGUAGUGAUUUAUCAAGAACAGCUCCUCUUCUUCCUGCUGUUGCUUGUAUCAUUCAUAAUAUUUCUGCACAUGUUAAUUCUUUUUCAUUUUUUACAUCAAACAGAUUGUUUAUUUUCUUGAAUCAAUUGAUAGAAAGCAGAGACAGACAAGCACCUAAGCUUGUACAGAUAGUUAUUGAUGGUAUCAACCAGAUUAUCUCUGAACAAUUCGAACAUAAUACAACAAUAUUAAUGUUCGUUGUCAGGAAUCAAAAUACUUUCAAAAUGUUGAGACAAAAAGGGCUGGAUGUAAAAUAUAUUUUGGCAUUUAUAUCGGCUUUUAAGCAGAAAGUGAAACAGAAUGGAAUCGUGAAAUUAGGAACAGAUAUAGCAGAACAGAUACUGAAAUCUCUGAAUCCUAAACAGUUCAUGGAUGGAUAUGAACCUCCUGGACCAAGAGGACACGUUUUUACAGGAGAAAUGGCAGGAUUAUGGGCAGAUUGGAUGAGAACUUUGGCAAUGAGAGGAGAUUUUAAAGGAGAUUUCGCCUAA
This is a messenger RNA of Trichomonas vaginalis G3, 1611 nucleotides long. RefSeq names its product HID1 family. The record is from RefSeq and is a predicted model, not a curated record. Gene Ontology annotation, cellular component: membrane; Golgi medial cisterna; Golgi trans cisterna. Lineage: Eukaryota; Parabasalia; Trichomonadida; Trichomonadidae. The transcript has a single exon. The coding region runs from base 1 to 1611 and encodes 536 amino acids.